AUGGCGGGAGUGUUUACCUGGUUAUGGGACUGGCUUCUGUGGAUGUUCUGGGCCACCGAAAUGGACGUGACGGUGAUCGGACUUCAAGCGGCGGGCAAGACGAGUCUCGUGCGAGUCCUUGCGGGAAAUGACUUUGCCAGCGACUCACUACCGACGGUCGCAUUCAACAAGAAAGAAGUGAAGAAGGGGCACGUUUCGAUCAAGUGCUGGGAUCUCGGUGGUCAGCCACGGUUCAGAACCAUGUGGGAACGAUAUUGCCGGGGAGUCAACGCCAUUGUGUUUGUGGUAGAUGCGGCUGAUCGAGACGCUAUCCCAGUCGCCAAAGAGGAAUUACACGAUCUUUUAUCCAAGCCCUCGCUCGAGGGCAUUCCACUGCUCGUGCUUGGGAACAAGUCAGACUUGUCGUCGAAACUUUCCGUGGAUGACCUGAUAGACCAACUGGACCUCAAAACGAUUGUGCAUCGCGAAAUCAGUUGUUAUGGAAUCAGUGCCAAGGAAGAGACCAAUCUGGAAGCUGUGCUACAGUGGUUGGUCGCCAGGUCGGGCAAGUGA
Messenger RNA from Exophiala bonariae, 552 nucleotides. RefSeq lists its product as uncharacterized. Lineage: Eukaryota; Fungi; Ascomycota; Eurotiomycetes; Chaetothyriales; Herpotrichiellaceae. Gene Ontology annotation, biological process: protein transport. The coding region runs from base 1 to 552 and encodes 183 amino acids. The transcript has 2 exons. Gene Ontology annotation, cellular component: lysosomal membrane. Gene Ontology annotation, molecular function: GTPase activity; GTP binding. The record is from RefSeq and is a predicted model, not a curated record.